This is a messenger RNA of Dacryopinax primogenitus, 2249 nucleotides long. Its product is annotated as prolyl-tRNA synthetase. Gene Ontology annotation, molecular function: proline-tRNA ligase activity; ATP binding; aminoacyl-tRNA deacylase activity. The transcript has 6 exons. NCBI's taxonomy places the organism in Eukaryota, Fungi, Basidiomycota, Dacrymycetes, Dacrymycetales, Dacrymycetaceae. Gene Ontology annotation, cellular component: cytoplasm; aminoacyl-tRNA synthetase multienzyme complex. Gene Ontology annotation, biological process: prolyl-tRNA aminoacylation. The coding region runs from base 16 to 2154 and encodes 712 amino acids. The record is from RefSeq and is a predicted model, not a curated record.
UCUAUAACAACAACAAUGGCACAGUCCAUCCUAUCCCGCGCCCAUGCUCAUUCUCCCUCCACUUCUCCGGCAACAUGGCGCGAAGCACUCGAGGCAACGAAGGGAGUCCCCGAUUCAUUCGAGCUGCUGAAAGUUCUUGUCUUCAAGCCUCGCACCGCAAAGAAUGUCGCCCCGGUCCCCGUCAUCGUGAUCGCCAGAGAAGAGACGGAGACGAACAGCACUGCAUUGGGAAAGAAGCUGAAUCUGAAGGAGAUGAGACUGGCUACAGAGGAUUUGCUGGUGGAGGUCUUUGGCGUCAAUAAGGACGGAAUCUCCCCGUUGUCCUUGACCGCCGAGAACUUCCCGAAAGUGCUGACAGUGCUUGAUGGCUCGCUUGCAUCUGCAGCAGGUCCAUUUGCAGUUCACGCCAACUCCGACAAGGAAACGGUCUUCCUGCACGGGCAGGAAAUCGUCGGCUAUCUCCGAUCGUUGGAGGUCACUGACACCAAGAUUACCGAAGUCGACUUUGUUGCGCUGAAGGCCGACGCGACUGCAAACGCGCCGUUAAAGGACGCUAUACCCGCACAAGCAAAAACUGCCACCACGAGCAGGAAGGAAGAUGCCAAGAUUGAAGGUGCUGUGCAGAUUGCCGUAGGCAUUCAAAAGGAGCUCGACUUCCCGGGUUGGUACACAAAUGUUCUCAUAAAGUCUGACAUGCUCGACUACUACUCUGUCAGUGGUUGUUAUAUCCUCAAGCCCUGGUCCUACUCCAUCUGGGAAGCGAUUCAACAAUGGUUCGAUGGCGAAAUCAAGGAGAUGGGUGUCGAGAAUGCAUACUUUCCGUUGUUCGUUUCCGCCAAAGUCCUCGAAAAGGAGAAGGACCACGUCGAAGGCUUUGCUCCUGAAGUCGCUUGGGUGACACGUGCGGGCAACACAGAGUUGGAGGAACCUAUCGCUAUCCGCCCCACCUCGGAGACAGUGAUGUAUCCGUAUUAUGCCAAGUGGAUCCAGUCCCAUCGUGAUCUCCCCCUUCGCUUGAACCAGUGGAACUCUGUCGUUCGCUGGGAGUUCAAGAACCCCCAGCCCUUCCUCCGUACUCGCGAGUUCCUCUGGCAAGAAGGCCAUACGGCACAUUUGACCAAGGAAGGUGCCGGCGAGGAGGUACUUCAGAUAUUGGAGUUGUACCGGCGUGUAUACGAGGAGCUGCUUGCCGUCCCCGUCAUCCCUGGUAUCAAGUCUGAGAAGGAAAAGUUCGCUGGCGGACUUUACACUACCACACUCGAAGGCUUCAUCUCAACAACAGGACGUGGUAUCCAAGCUGCCACAUCCCACUGCCUGGGACAGAACUUCUCGAAGAUGUUCAACAUCGUGGUCGAAGAUCCGAAUGCAGGCACCGGCGAGAACGCGUCCAAGAUCUUCGUAUGGCAGAACUCGUGGGGUCUCUCGACGCGUACGAUCGGUGUCAUGGUCAUGGUGCACGGUGACAACCAGGGCCUCGUACUGCCCCCGCGCGUGGCCAGCAUCCAAGUCAUCAUCGUACCUUGCGGUGUGAACGCCAAGACGAGUGAUGAGAUGAGGAAACGUGUGCCGGAAGAAUGCGACGCGUUGGCAAAAAAAUUGAAGAAAGCUGGGAUCAAGGCAAAGGCGGAUCUUCGCGAUGGGUACACGCCUGGUUACAAGUUCAAUGACUGGGAGCUGAAGGGUGUUCCUAUUCGCCUCGAAAUUGGACCCGCAGAUCUCGAGAAGCAGCAGACUGUUGCAGUACGCCGCGAUACUGGCGCCAAGACCCCCUUGAAGAUGGCUACCGCCGUCGAGGAUGUCAAGCAACUGCUCGAGACUAUCCAGUCUGAUAUGUACAAUAAAGCGAAAGCGACGUAUAACUCUCGGGUCAAAAUUGUUACGGAAUGGAAAGACUUUGUCCCCACUCUCGACAGCAAGUGCGUGGUGAUUAUGCCGUGGUGCGAGAUAGAGGCAUGCGAAGACGACAUCAAAGAGCGCAGUGGUAGAGUUCCGGCUGGAGAGCAGGUCGAUGAGCGUGCUCCUUCUGCCGGUGCGAAAUCGCUGGCCUUCCCCCUUGAUCAAACCAAGUACCCGAAGAUCGAGCAUGGCAAGACCAAGUGUCCCGCGUGCGGCGAAAACGCGAAGAGGUGGAUGCUCUUCGGCAGGUCUUACUAGUCGGUGUUACUCUACUGCAUUUUUUUCUGUAAUCGGGUAUACACCGUCUGAACCUAUUGGUUGUUGAGGGAUGAUAAUGAAAUAUCGAGUUCUCC